This is a messenger RNA of Thermochaetoides thermophila DSM 1495, 1314 nucleotides long. RefSeq lists its product as uncharacterized. Gene Ontology annotation, biological process: protein dephosphorylation. Gene Ontology annotation, molecular function: protein serine/threonine phosphatase activity; cation binding. Bases 1 to 1314 code for a protein of 437 amino acids. NCBI's taxonomy places the organism in Eukaryota, Fungi, Ascomycota, Sordariomycetes, Sordariales, Chaetomiaceae. The transcript has 8 exons. The record is from RefSeq and is a predicted model, not a curated record.
AUGGGCCAGACACUCUCUGAGCCCGUUGUCGAGAAGAACUCAGAACAUGGCGGCGAUGAGCGGCUGCUCUAUGGCCUGUCGGCCAUGCAGGGCUGGCGCAUAAGCAUGGAAGAUGCCCAUACCGCCGUGCUCGACCUGCUCAAGGACGAUCCGAAACAGGCCGCCCAGCACCCCUCCAAGAUUUCCUUCUUUGGCGUCUUUGACGGCCAUGGCGGCGAUAAAGUCGCCUUAUAUGCUGGCGAGAACAUCUACCGUAUCGUUGCAAAACAAGAGUCUUUCAAGGCUGGCAACUAUGAACAGGCGCUCAAGGACGGUUUCCUGGCGACAGAUAGGGCCAUCCUGAAUGACCCCAAGUAUGAAGAGGAAGUUUCCGGCUGCACUGCCUGCGUCGGCCUGAUUACCGAUGACAAGAUCUACAUUGCCAAUGCUGGCGACUCGAGAAGCGUGCUGGGCGUCAAGGGCCGAGCGAAACCGCUGUCGUUUGACCACAAGCCGCAGAAUGAAGGCGAGAAGGCGCGUAUUACUGCUGCCGGUGGCUUCGUCGAUUUUGGCCGCGUCAACGGCAACCUGGCUCUAUCACGGGCCAUUGGCGACUUUGAGUUCAAGAAGAGCGCCGACCUUGCGCCGGAGCAGCAAAUUGUAACUGCCUAUCCUGAUGUUGUGGUCCAUGAUCUCUCUGACGACGAUGAAUUCCUCGUCAUCGCUUGCGACGGUAUCUGGGACUGCCAGUCCUCGCAGGCCGUGAUUGAAUUUGUCAGGCGCGGUAUCGCUGCCAGACAGGAGCUCGACAAGAUUUGCGAGAACCUGAUGGACAACUGCCUAGCCUCCAACUCGGAGACUGGCGGUGUCGGCUGCGAUAACAUGACCAUGAUCAUCGUUGGCUUCUUGCGCGGCCGGACUAAGGAAGAGUGGUACGACGAGAUUGCCAGACGAGUCGCCAACGGCGAUGGUCCGUGUGCUCCUCCUGAGUAUGCCGAGUUCCGUGGUCCUGGCGUCCACCACAACUUUGACGACAGCGACAACGAUUACAAUGACAACAAGCAGAGUAAGGCCUUUGGUCUUGCCGGCUACCGCGGCCGCAUCAUCUUCCUCGGCGACGGCACCGAGGUGCUGACCGAUUCUGACGACACAGAGAUGUUCGACAACGCUGAGGAGGACAAAGACCUCGCCAGCCAGGUGUCGAGAUCUAGCAGUACUACGACCAUCGCCGCGACCUCAUCGACCACCGAAGAGGACAAGAAGGAGGAGACAAAGGGGGAGAGCGGAAGCUGCGAUAAGAAGGCUGAGGAGCAGACCCAGCAGAAGCAGGCUUAA